Molecule: messenger RNA, 1761 nt
Organism: Tilletiopsis washingtonensis
Lineage: Eukaryota; Fungi; Basidiomycota; Exobasidiomycetes; Entylomatales
Exons: 6
Coding region: 1-1761 (586 amino acids)
Source: RefSeq, a predicted model, not a curated record
AUGUCCGCUCCCUCGCCCAGCCGCGCACCAGCCGUGCGCGUGCGGCGCCGCAGCAGCGCCAGCGAGCUGCCCGCGCCGCGCACGCGCCCGGCGUCGCAGCCGCCGCAGCACGACGCCGCCGCGCGCGCCCGCGCCGACGACGUGCUGGCGCGCGAGGUCGGCGGCCGCGCCUCGCUGCAGCUGCAUCUGCCCUGGCAGCACCACGAGCAAGGCACCGGCGCUGCGUCCCGCACGCGCCCACGCGGCAGCGUCGUCGAGUCGCUGGCGCGCCGCCAUCGCGCCGCCGUCGAGCGCCGCGAGGAGCAGCGCCGCGUGCGCCGCCUGCGCCGCUUCGACGGCCUGGGCGCCAUCGCCGAGGGCGCCACGCCCAACGAGAGUGCCGCCGCUGCUGCUGCUGCUCCGUCGGUGACUCCUGCGCCGCUUGCACCGCCCACCUCGCCGCCGCGCCGCCGCACGUCCGUCUCGACGCGCGCCAGCAGCGAGCCGCGCGGGCCCGACGAGCACUCGUGGGAGGCCGUCGAGGUGCUCGACGUCGUCGAUGCGCGCGUCAGCACCGUGGGCAUGCUGGGCAGCAUGGCGCGUGCCAUCGUGCUGCCCGCCAGCAUGGCGGGCGGCGAGCCGCUCAUCGACCUGCCGACGCCCGAGGAGCGCGUCGCGGCGCGCCUCGACGACGAGCUGGAGCUGGGCGAGCCGCUGAAGCGCACCGCCAGCGACCACCUUGACGCCCACGUGCGUGCGCAGCUCGACAAGCGCCAGAGGCGCAAGGCGUGGGUCAAGAAGACGGCCGCAGGCAUCUGGACGUUCAUGAAGACGCCGCUCGGCAUCGUCGUGUCCAUCUACGGCUUCCUCGUCGUCUUCACGGGCGCUGCGCUCGUCAUCUGCCUCUUCGGCUGGGUGCCGGGCAACAAGGAUCUGCAGGUCGAGGCCUUUUCGCAGGCAAUCAACGCGCUCUUCACCAUCACCGGCGUCGGCCUCAUCCCGUGGCGCGUGCGCGACACGUACCGCAUCAGCCGCAUCUGCCACUACCGCAACACGACGGCGCGGCUGCGGCGCGAGCGCGGCCUGCCGCCGCUGCGCGACUUCAAUGACUUCAGCGCCGAGCGCGAGAAGCAGGCUGCAGCCGCCGUGCGCGAGCGCAAGCGUGCCAGCGAAGGCAGUGCGCCGUCGCACGGUGCUGAGAGCGACGAGGAAGAUGCAGAGAUCCAGCUGCCGGAGAUUGAGAUGGAUGCAGAACACGUCCUGCGCCCCGACCAGGCACAUCGCCUCACCGUGCUGCAGGACAAAUUCGCAGAGAGUGCCACGUGGUAUCGCUACGUCGAGACGAGCACACAUCGCGCCUUUCCCAUCGGCUGGGCCGUCAGCAUCACGGCGCUCAACGUCGGCAACUCGGUGUUCCAGUGCUGUCUCUGCGCUGCAAUGUGGGGCUAUGCUGGGCCCACAAAGUACAAGAGCCGGCCCGCAUGGAUGACGGCGCUCGGCAUCGUCCUCUCCUUCUCGUGCGGCAUCGGCGCAGCCGUGUGCAUCGCGCUCGGCACCAAGCGCACCAAGAAGACGGCCGAGGUCGAGGCACGCCUGGAGCGCGCGUUCGAGCUCGAGGCACAAGAGCUGAGCGGCCAGCACGAGGCAGUCACGCCGAGCACCGAGGCUCCUCCCGCCAUGUCGGCUGCGCCGGUCGAUGCUGCGCCGCACACAUCGGCUCCUGCUCCGGCGCUGGCGUCUGAGCAGCCUGGCGUCAGUGCGGCGCCAGAGACACGCCCAUGA